Messenger RNA from Glycine soja, 1761 nucleotides. Its product is annotated as myb-like protein X. The record is from RefSeq and is a predicted model, not a curated record. Lineage: Eukaryota; Viridiplantae; Streptophyta; Magnoliopsida; Fabales; Fabaceae. The transcript has 2 exons. Bases 16 to 1494 code for a protein of 492 amino acids.
CGUCAAAUUGGGUGAAUGACGCUCUCACUCGAGACCCCGACAAAACUUUUCCUUUUCGUUGAAAUGAAAACCGCUUCAUCGAUAUUUCCUUGUAUACGCGUCAAUGCGUGUGUAACCGACACGUCACUAAAUGUCGCACUCAAUGGAUCCGGAAAAUGCUAUAAAUACGUCAGACACAAGCCAGUAGUACUAAGUCACCAACGUUCCAGUAGCUGCUCCUCAGUUUCUCCAAACCCAAACUUUCACGACAGGGACCUGUCAGAUUUAGUUAAGGUUUUUGCAUCAUCACUGUGUGAAGAUAAUAUAGAUAUGGAAAUCUCCCAUGACAUCAAGAUCAAGGAUGACAAGCUAGGUGAUGUAAAGGAAGAGAAGAUUAAGGCAGAAGCGGAACUGAAGCAUAAAUCAGUUGAGAAAGAGCAUACAAAAAGUAAGGAAGAGAAGAUUAAGGUAGAAGCGGAACUGAAGAAUAAAUCAGUUGAGAAAGAGCAUACAAAAAGUAAGGAAGAGAAGAAACAUAAAGAUGAAGAUAAAUCAAAGAAAAAGAAGAAAGAGAAGGUGGAAGAGGAAGAUGAAGAGAGAGAGAAAAAAGAAAAAGAUUUGAAAGCUAAAGGGGACGAUGGUGAAGAGAAAAAGGAGAAGGAUAAGAAGGAGAAGAAGAAAAAAGAAAACAAAGACAAGGGUGACAAAACUGAUGUAGAGAAGGUCAAGGGGAAAGAAAAUGAUGGGGAGGAUGAUGAAGAGAAGAAGGAAAAGAAGAAAAAGGAGAAGAAAGACAAGGAUGGCAAAACUGAUGCAGAGAAGAUCAAGAAGAAAGAAGAUGAUGGGAAGGAUGAUGAAGAGAAGAAGGAAAAGAAGAAAAAGUAUGACAAAAUUGAUGCAGAGAAAGUCAAGGGGAAAGAAGAUGAUGGGAAAGAUGAAGGGAAUAAGGAAAAGAAGGACAAAGAAAAAGGAGACGGUGAUGGUGAAGAGAAGAAGGAAAAGAAAGAUAAAGAGAAGGAGAAGAAAAAGGAAAAGAAGGAUAAAGAUGAAGAAACAGACACAUUAAAGGAAAAGGGAAAAAAUGAUGAAGGUGAGGAUGAUGAAGGAAAUAAGAAAAAGAAAAAGGAUAAGAAGGAGAAAGAGAAGGAUCACAAAAAGGAAAAGAAGGAUAAAGAGGAGGGUGAGAAAGAGGAUAGCAAGGUUGAAGUUUCUGUUAGGGAUAUUGAUAUAGAAGAAAUAAAAAAAGAAGGUGAAAAAGAAGAUAAAGGAAAGGAUGGUGGGAAGGAAGUGAAAGAGAAGAAGAAAAAAGAAGACAAAGACAAGAAGGAGAAGAAGAAAAAAGUUACUGGAAAGGACAAGACCAAGGAUCUUAGCACUCUGAAGCAGAAGCUUGAAAAAAUUAACGGAAAAAUACAACCACUCCUUGAAAAGAAGGCUGAUAUAGAAAGGCAGAUUAAAGAAGUUGAAGCUGAAGGUCAUGUGGUCAAUGAGGAGAACAAGAAUGAGGUACAGUAGCUGUUCAGGAUGUUCAGGACACACUUAUACUAUAUUGCAUAAUAUACAAACUAUGUUUGUUCUUUUUAUGUUGUUUUGACUUUUGUGUAAUAAAGAUGUCUUUUUAUUUGAGUAAGAAGUGAUACAUUUGUACACAUUCUUAUGCUUCAUAUGGGAGUGAUUUCAUUCCCUUUGUCAGUGAAGGGCUGUGCUACUUUUAGAGCUGUCUAACAUGUCAACUCCCAUUCAAUGGAGGCAUUACUUAACGUGCAAACAUCCUUCAGUCUA